Molecule: messenger RNA, 444 nt
Organism: Thlaspi arvense
Lineage: Eukaryota; Viridiplantae; Streptophyta; Magnoliopsida; Brassicales; Brassicaceae
Source: the annotation of a GenBank genome assembly
AUGGCGAUGAGAGCAGGCAAGGAGAAGCUCGAACCUAGAAUCAAAGGGAUUGUGAUUGUGCAUCCAGCUUUCUGGGGAAGAGAUCCGGUCGACGAGCACGAUCUGCAAGACAGGGAGACGAGAAACGGAAUCGCAGAAGUCUGGGAGAAACUCGCGAGCCCGAAUAGCGUCGAUGGCACGGACGAUCCGUUGUUUAACGUGGUUGGAUCCGGGUCGGAUCUAUCCGAUUUGGGAUGCGAUAAGGUUUUGGUUGCCGUUGCCGGGAAAGAUGUGUUCGUGCGGCAAGGAUUGGGUUACGCGGCGAAGCUGAAGAAGAGUGGGUGGAAAGGAGAUGUGGAGGUGGUUGAGGAAGAAGAAGAAGGACAUGUCUUCCAUCUCGAAAAACCUAAUUCUGAGAAGGCUUCCAAGUUCUUGAAGAAAUUUGUGGUGUUCAUAAGUGAAUAA